Molecule: messenger RNA, 1838 nt
Organism: Manis pentadactyla (Chinese pangolin)
Lineage: Eukaryota; Metazoa; Chordata; Mammalia; Pholidota; Manidae
Product: zinc finger protein 474-like
Exons: 3
Source: RefSeq, a predicted model, not a curated record
GUGUGUGUAUAUGAGUGCGCACAUGUACAUGUGUAAUAAUUUUUUGAUUUAUGUUCCCCCCCACAGAUCUUGGAGGCAUCUGAGGUUUAAUGGGGACUUCCCAGCAUUCCAGACCAUUGCUGUGCGAUGAAGCUCUGAGUCACAAUCUUUGGGUCUGAGGUACUGGCAACAAUGUAGAACCCCAGGAUGGCCAACCUGACUAACCUUCACUCUAAGCAGAGACCCAAAAUGAGCCUGGCCUAAAAUCAGAGCAAGCACUAGAGAAAGACUGUUUUUUUCAUGGAAACAGGAAAGGAGAAAAGGGUUUCCAACAAAUUGCAACAGACUUUCCACCAUUCUAAAGAACCCACCUUCCUUAUCAACCAAGCCAUUCUAUCUAGUGAUUCCCAUUCUAGCCUUUUGCCAGGAACAGAGCUAAUCAGUCCUGGUGAAAAAAUAAGGACAAACCCUCAGAGAACUCGACCCGGAACGGUGACACUCUCCAAGCGGUCCAGUAGGAGAAUUAUGUCGGCAAGCCAGCCCCGGCGCCCUGUGAUCCCGUCAUGGAGGCCUGGAUUCCCCGUGUGCUAUAUCUGUGGCCGGGAAUUUGGGUCCCUGUCACUUGUCAUUCAUGAGCCCCAGUGCCUGGAGAAGUGGCGCAUUGAGAACAGCAAGUUGCCGAAGCACCUGAGGAGGCCAGAGCCCCGCAAAGCACAGCCUCUCGGUGGCAGUGGAGCCCACAACCUUCAGGCAGCAAAUGAGGCGGCGCUCCAGAGCUCCCAGGCUCAGCUGCUGCCCUGUGAGUUCUGAGGCCGCACAUUCCUGCCAGACCGUCUUCUUGUUCACCAGAGAAGCUGCAAGCCGAGGGGUGAGAGGCUCAGAGUUCCAACCCCCAGUGGCUCUGAUGCUCUUACUGGGCUCCAGAGAGCUCCUGGUGGCAUCCCAGCCCGACCAAGGAUGCUCCUCUGCUACAUCUGUGGUAGGGAAUUUGGCUCCCUGUCCCUUCCUAUUCAUGAGCCCAGAUGCCUGGAAAAGUGGAAGAUAGAAAAUGACCAGCUUCCCAGGGAGCUGCGCCAGCCACUCCCACAGAAGACUCAGGGCCUUCCAAGUGGCCAGUCCAGCCAGGAGCGUCCAGGCCAAGCUCAGCUCGUGCCCUGCCCAAAUUGCAGCCGGACCUUUGCCCCCAACCCCCUUCUGGUGCACCAGAGAUGUCGUAAAGCUCAACCUAGUGGGCCAAAAGUUCAGAAUUUGACCUUGGGGAGUAAAGGUGGCCUAAAAGAGACCACUCAUUCCAAGCAGCAGCAGAACAUGGCAACACCCACUGUGGCUGGCAAGCCAACGAUGAUCAGGCGUCCACUAACAAUUGCUUGCUACAUUUGCAGUCGUGAAUAUGGGGCAAAAUCUAUUGCCAUCCAUGAGCCACAAUGUCUGAAAAAAUGGCGUAAUGAAAACAAGUUGUUGCCUAAAGAGUUGAGGAGACCAGAACCUAAGAAACCGGAAGUCAGGACCAUUACUGCCAAAGGUUUCUAUGAUCUCGAUGCCUUAAAUGAAGCUGCCUGGACCAGUUCCCAGAGCCAGUUGGUUCCCUGUGAUAUCUGUGGGCGUACCUUCCUGCCAGACAGACUGAUGGUUCACCAAUGGUCCUGUGAACCCAAAGUCGCCGAGUAAAGCCCUUUCUCUCCACUAAAGUGUCACAGGGAUUCAGUCCUUUGGAAAGAGGUGGGGUUAUGUCAGGAAGGAGAAAAAGGAGGUGAGGAGAGGAAAGAAGGAGAAUUGGAAUUCACCAAGAGCUGUCUUGUAGGAAAGCCCGGCUUGAGGCUUUGGUGGCGUGAGCAUGAGCACAAUGUGGUGGGUAAAUG